Ilex paraguariensis (yerba mate) is the source of this 327-nucleotide messenger RNA. NCBI's taxonomy places the organism in Eukaryota, Viridiplantae, Streptophyta, Magnoliopsida, Aquifoliales, Aquifoliaceae. The record is from the annotation of a GenBank genome assembly.
AUGGCUUUAGUCCUCCCAGAAAGAGGUUGUUUAGUUGCUUGCGAAAAAGACGCAACAUCUCUUGAUGUAGCAAAAAGGUAUUAUGAGCGAGCUGGUGUUUCACACAAGGUGGACGUGAGACAUGGACUAGCAGCAGAUACUUUAAGAUCUAUGAUUCAAAAUGGGGAAGCUUGCAGAUAUGAUUUUGCAUUUGUUGAUGCUGAGAAGAGAAUGUAUCAGCAAUACUUUGAAUUGCUCCUACAAUUGGUGAGGGUUGGAGGUGUGAUUGUGCUGGAUAAUGUGCUCUGGCAUGGAAAAGUUGCGGAUCCACUGGGCAAAAGCAAUUGA